AUGCGAAUCACAAGGAAGACAAACAGAAAAGAACUGAAAGACACAUAUUACGGCAAAUUUCUAAGUUUUGAACCAGAAACUACUUUUACAUUAACCUUAAAUGCUGACGGUAUUCAGAAGAACAAGGCCAAUUCGACUACUGGUUUAUGGCCUAUUGUGUUAGUUCUGAAUGAACUUCCAUAUCCGCAAAAAUGUUAUAUCGAAAAUGUUCUUCUUGCUGGAAUUGUUCGUGCAAAGAAAAGUCCUAACAACAACGUUAUUCAAGCAUCCCUAAAUCUUGUUGUUGAUGAAUUAUUAGAACUGGAAGCUGGUGUUUCCUUUUAUACUAAAGACACAAACAAUACCAAAAAGUUAAAUAUGUAA
Didymodactylos carnosus is the source of this 363-nucleotide messenger RNA. NCBI's taxonomy places the organism in Eukaryota, Metazoa, Rotifera, Eurotatoria, Philodinida, Philodinidae. The record is from the annotation of a GenBank genome assembly.